This is a messenger RNA of Entelurus aequoreus (snake pipefish), 1595 nucleotides long. It is a transcript of the gene dok2, whose product is annotated as docking protein 2. The transcript is spliced from 6 exons. The record is from RefSeq and is a predicted model, not a curated record. Gene Ontology annotation, cellular component: cytoplasm. The coding region runs from base 74 to 1573 and encodes 499 amino acids. Lineage: Eukaryota; Metazoa; Chordata; Actinopteri; Syngnathiformes; Syngnathidae. Gene Ontology annotation, biological process: cell surface receptor protein tyrosine kinase signaling pathway; positive regulation of MAPK cascade.
CGGGGAUCGAACCUGCAACCCUCAAGUUGCUGGCACGGCCGCUCUACCAACCGAGCUAUACCGCUAUACAAUAAUGUGUCAUUAUUGUGUAUCAUUGUGUGUCAUUAUUCUGUGUCAUUAUUGUGUGUCAUUAUUGUGUCAUUAUUGUGUAUCAUUAUUGUGUGUCAUUAUUGUGUGUCAUUAUUGUGCGUCAUUAUUGUGUGUCAUUAUUGUGUGUCAUUAUUGUGCGUCAUUAUUGUGUAUUAUUAUUGUGUGUCAUAAUUGUGUAUCAUUAUAUUGUGUCAUAAUUGUGUGUCAUAAUUGUGUGUGCCUGAAGAAGAAGUGGAAGAGUGUGUGGUGUGUGUUGUUUGGAGAAAGUUGUCGGUCUAUUCCCAGACUAGAAGUGUGCGAGUGUAAAGAUGGCGGUGAGCGAGGAGGACGCCGACAUCAGGACCACAAGAAGGUGAUCCGACUGUCCGACUGCAUCCGAGUGGUGGAGGUGGAGGUGGAGGCGGAGGCGGAGGCGUGUCCCAAAGACACGGCGUGCUUCCUGCUGGAGACCACGCACAAGAGCUUCCUGUUUGCCGCUCACGCAGCGCAGCAGUGGACCACACAGCUGUGCCAGGCGGCAUUUCCUGAUAGCUGGGCGGAGCCUAUCAGCAGGAGGCGUGGCAGCAAACAGAAAGUAGAAGAAGAAGGCAUGGAGGACAACAUUUUGUACAGCAGCAGCACACAAACAUUGAGGGACUUCCGUGUGUGUGUGAGGAGGACAGAGUCAGCAGAGCGUUGUCGCCUGAAGGGAGAUGUUGUCCUGCGUGCCAGCUCAGAGGCACUCCACCUGCUGGACACUGGAGGAGUUGUCACCCUCAGCUGGCCCUACAGAUUCCUGCGCCGCUUCGGGCGGGACAAGAACACCUUCACCUUCGAGGCGGGUCGCAGGUGUGAUUCGGGGGAGGGGAGUUUUGAGUUCGACACCAAGGAGGGUAACUUCCUGUUCCAGGCGGUGGAGGCCGCCAUUAGCCUGCAGCGUGUCCGUCACACGUCCAGAGGAGGGCCCGUCAACCUGGAACUUUCUGCUGCCCCCGUCCUGCCCCCUUUACCUAAAGCCCCGCCUCCUUCCUACCGUGAUGACCCACAAUCCUCUUCUGCUCAGGUGGAUGUGGAUCUGCUUGGAGUUGACAAGUUGACCCUAGUCCCUAAGAAAAGGGUCCACGUGAUGUGCGGCUCCCCGCUGAACCCUAACCUCUGCGCCCCCGAGUCGUGGUCCCUGGAGCAGACCUACUCGCAGGUCACGUGGGACACAAGCCCGCCGCACCUCCCCAAAGACUACUCUCUCCCGUUCCACGCCGUCUCCAAGAAGGACACUCUGAGCGCCGAGCGUCUCCUUGACAGCGAGGUCCUGACCACGGCCUACGAGAACCAGGACCACAUUUACGACGAGCCGCAAAGAUGCGUGGGCCCGCCCUCCGAGUACGAUGACCCCGAGGAGCUGAGGGGAGACGCCUGGAGGACCAUGGCUACCGCCGUGGACCAUGACGGACCAAGCCAGAGGUCACUUCCUGUGGUCUGGCAGGAAGCAGAAGGGGAAGAAUAACAAAGUAGGGGGUGGAGCCAAA